UCCAGGCAAUCAUUCCCAAUAAAUCUUGAUCGGGACGUUUGCCAGGUUCCAGGAGGGAGGAAAUGGAUUUCCUGUUGUUUUCAGCCACUACUACAUGGACUUUAGUGGCCCUUGCUGUCACUCUGUUGUUACUGUAUGGAGUCUGGCCUUACAGGUUUUUCAAACAGGUGGGCGUUUCCGGUCCGAGGCCCCUACCUUUCAUUGGGACCCUGUACGGCAUCAGACAGGGCCUUCAGUUUGACAGUGACAGCAGGUCCAGGUAUGGGGAUGUCUGGGGUCUGUUUGAGGGGCGAACCCCGGUGCUGAUGGUGGCUGACCCUGAGAUGAUAAAAGCCAUUUUGGUGAAGGAGUGCUACACUGCAUUUACAAACCGCCGGGUCAUCGUUGAACAGAAUGGCCCUCUGUACGACGCAGUCACAGCGGUGAAGGAUGAAAGGUGGAAGCGAAUUCGCAGCUCCAUAUCUCCAUGUUUCACCAGCGGAAGACUGAAGGAGGUUUUCCCCUUGGUUGCUCGCUUCGCAGAUCGCUUCAUUGCGAAGCUCGGAGAGAUGAACCUGGACGAGCCCGUCCUUGUCAAACAACUCAUUUCGCCAUACAGUUUGGACGUGGUGACCAGCGCCUCCUUCAGCGUGGAGAUGGACUCCAUCAACAACCCCGACGACCCUGUGAAAGUUCACAUGGAGAAGCUCAUGAAAAUCAACUUCUUGCCUUUCCUUCUCUCCGCAAUCUUUCCUCCCAGUCAUUACCUGCUGCAGCUCUUCAAGGUUGAGAUGAUGCCCACAUCCAGUUUGGACUUUUUUCACAACAUCAUUAAGAAAUUUAAAGACCAGCAUAGCGCAGAUGUGUCGACUCGUGGAGAUUUCCUGCAGGCGAUGAUCCAGAGUGAGAUCCCAGAAAGCGACAUAAAGAGCCAACAUGAGCAACCGAGUAAAGGUCUGACUGAGCACGAGAUCCUUUCCCAGGCCACGAUAUUCAUCGUCGCUGGCUUCGACACGACCAGCAGCACCCUGUCCUUCCUCCUUUACAACCUGGCCAUCUACCCUGACAUCAUGCGGACGCUGCAGAAAGAAAUCGACGACCGGCUCCAGCAUAAAGCUUCCAUCUCCUACGAGGACCUGAACAGUCUGGAGUACCUGGACCAGGUUCUGUGUGAGUCGCAGCGAAUACUCCCCACUUUGCCUCGACUUGAGAGGAUAUGCAAGAAGACGAUGGAGAUUAACGGCAUCACCAUCCCAGAGGGAACGUUGGUUGCGAUCCCAGCGCAUCUGUUGCACAAGGAUCCGCGGUACUGGAGCUCGCCCGAACUCUUCGUACCAGAGAGGUUCAGUAAGGAGAAUGAGAAGGAUCUGAACCCGUACGCGUACAUGCCCUUCGGACUCGGCCCGCGUAACUGUGUCGGGAUGCGAUACGCCAUCCUGGUCAUGAAGAUGCUCGUCGUGCGCAUCCUGCAGAAAUACUCUGUGGAAACGUGCAGAGACACUUUGAUCCCCAUUCAGUUCGACUGGAAGUUCCAGCCAGUCAAGCCUGUGACGCUGAAGUUUGUUCCCAGAGAACUGUAAUGGAAGAGUUUUGGGAGUUUUUUAAUAAUCCAAAUGGAUGAUUGGUUCUGAAUGCCGUGUGAUUUCGCCACUGCUGAGAUUUUCAGAAUGCUGCAUAAAGUUCUUCACUGCUUUUUCCCCCUCAAAAAUACUUUAUUAACCCUGAAGGAAAAUUAAAUGUUGUAACUCACUUAGAUCCUUCAGUUACAGAAGAGAACAUCCUGACUUAAAAAUAAUUAUGUAAAACCUGAUGGUUUUUAAAUAAUCAACAUUUCUUGGAAUCAAAAAUGAGGACUUCUAGUCAUAAAAAAUACAUAUGUAUGUAAAUCAGUCAUAAAUAGCAGUAAUAACCUUUCAUUUGACAUUUUAAACCCAAUUCUGUGUUUCUGCUACACGUAGCUGAUGUGUGUAGUUGUUUAAAAACAAAUUCUUUAACAAAAUGAAUGACGGAAAAAUUAUUUUUUUAUUAACCAAAAACGUUUCUGUCAACAUAUAGGCCCCAGAUUUCAAUGAAACUAAAAAGUAAAAACUACAGCUGCUUGUGAAUAGAUGGACAGUUUCUUUCUUUUUUUAUAUUUCCAAUAGGUUCAGCAGAGCUGGACACAAAAGACAGACAAAAAGUGAGACGGGUAAAUUCCAUCUACAUACGUGAAUGAAAACAUAAGGCUUUAUUGGUAUUUUUUUUUUUUUUUGUGCAACUAAAUAAGUAUAAUUUAUUGUCAGUUAAACUAUCACAACAUAAAAACCAGGAGUGAUAUACUGUUUUACUUGAAUAUUCAGAUAGGAUCCAGCUGUGUUGGGCUGUAUUAAAAUCUCUGGGGGAAAAAUAAUAAUAAUUACUGUGAAACAGAUUUCUGGGGUUUCCUGAUUUGCAUUAAAUUCAAAUUUUACUAUGGAACAUUUGUAGUAAAUUUCACAUUCAUGUUAACAUCUUGAUGAGUUAACAUUUACAGGGUGAAAUAUUUAUUCACAUCAAAGCCAUCUUUAGCUAAUUUCCUUAUUUGAUUUUUUUUUUAAAGGAUAAUCUUAACUUGUACCAUAUACAAAAAAAUUUCCCCAAACCAGUCAUUGCUUUUCAGGAAACCCCAGUAGCUCUAAAAAAAGAGUGUCCAGCAGAGGGCGCCAAAGUGGUGUACUCGUUAAAACAGCAGUUGCAUUACUGAUAAAGCUCUGAUUUUGUCCUGCCGCACAAAGUUUCUGACAAAAUACCUUUGCUUGACCUUUUCUUCUGUAACAUGUUCAUUUAUAAUAAACCUAAAAUAUUCAAAUUACAUCUGGGUGCCAGAGCACCAAAGCAAAGGAAACUCAAAUGAUUGAGCUGGGGAAAAACAAGAAAAGAAUUCAGUCCCUUAAAAAUAAUACUUGACAAAAACUUGCAAACAGUGCUACAUUUGUAAAGGUGUCCAAGUAUUUAUGUGGUGGAGGAAGAUGUGGCCCAGAAGUUAGCUCGAUGCUAAUCAGUUUCGAAAAGAGACUCCUGCACACUGAAAAAGAGAAAAGUACAGAUACAAAAACAAAAUUGUUUUGAAGAGUGGAAUACAAAACUGAGCAACUACUGCUUUAGAAAAAGAAAUGACAUAAAACGUGUAAAAAAGAAAGAAAAAAGUUCAAACUACAAAGCCUUUAAGAGUCCUGAGUUUGUCGAAAAAUAAACAAAGCUGACCAAAGGCCAGAAUUUCAUAAAAAUCAGAAUACAGCAGAACAGGAUUUGUCAGAAACGGUGAGUCCAAACGUCCGACCAGCACGCCUGCGGCUCUGGCUUUGGAGCAGAACUCGCCCUGCGGUAGUUAAAUCCCAUUGCUCUUUGAGGAAAAUUAGCACCUUCCUGUGAAAUGCAAAGCUCUUACUUUUAUUAUUUUUGUCAGUGUGAUGAUGAACAUGUGUGGCAUAAAAACCCCUCAACACA
Messenger RNA from Poeciliopsis prolifica (blackstripe livebearer), 3444 nucleotides. RefSeq names its product cytochrome P450 3A40-like. Bases 63 to 1559 code for a protein of 498 amino acids. Lineage: Eukaryota; Metazoa; Chordata; Actinopteri; Cyprinodontiformes; Poeciliidae. The record is from RefSeq and is a predicted model, not a curated record. Gene Ontology annotation, molecular function: oxidoreductase activity, acting on paired donors, with incorporation or reduction of molecular oxygen; steroid hydroxylase activity; heme binding. The transcript has 13 exons.